Molecule: messenger RNA, 1780 nt
Organism: Candidula unifasciata
Lineage: Eukaryota; Metazoa; Mollusca; Gastropoda; Stylommatophora; Geomitridae
Source: the annotation of a GenBank genome assembly
AAUUAAUCAAUUCUUUGUUGUUUUUUACAGGAGCUGCCGAGUCACCGGUGGACGAGCUGACCACUUUGUGCAGCCAGGAGAACAUCUUCAGGUGUGAGAACGACCGUAACCAGUGUGUGCCGUCCAGCGUCAAGUGUGACGGCGUGGCCAACUGCGACAAUGGCAGGGAUGAAGCCGUGGAUAUAUGUGGUUGUCUGCCCACAGAGUUCCAGUGCAACAUGACUACGUGUAUCAACAUCGUGCAGCGGUGCGACACUCGGGUUGACUGUGACAACGGAAGUGACGAAAUGCAUUGCGAAACGUACGUCUGUCCCCCGACGACCCACAUCAAGUGUAAAAACCACUUUUGUGUAUCACGUGAUGCUCAGUGCAACUUCAAGGACGACUGUGGCGACAACUCAGAUGAGAAGACUUGCACCAGGAAAUCUUGCACCGCUACAGAGUUCAAGUGCAACAACUCUCAGUGUGUGUUCAUGGCCUACUUGUGUGACGGCAUCGCUGACUGUGUGGACGGCAGCGACGAGGACCAGGCACAGUGUGAUAAACAUUUCAAGUGCCCACUGGGAUUUUACAUCGCAGACGAUCACGUUUGUGAUGGGUGGAGUGACUGCCCCUUCAUACAAGCUGAUGAGAUCAACUGUUCUGCAGAAUGUAAAAGCAACCAGUUCCGUUGUCCCAACUCCCAGUGUAUCGGUGCCGGCAAUGUUUGUGACGGAGUCUGUGACUGUCUCUCUUGUGCCGACGAGGACAACUGUGAAUCUCAGAGAUGUACAGUAAAAGAAAAGUAUUUCUGCCACUCACGGGAACACCCUACCCGUUGCAUCGACAGGGAUCGAGUCUGCGACACUCAAAAUGACUGCAGGGACUCCAGCAAAGGCCAGGAUGAGCUGAGUUGCAUCGAUACAACUCAUAACUGCAGUCACUUUGAUAUGACAUACAAAAAGAAGUUCUUCAAGUGUCCAGAAGGAAGAUGUAUUCCAGAGCAGAAGCGAUGUGACUAUUACAUGGACUGCCAAAAUGGAGAGGAUGAGAAAAACUGUAAUUUCACCAGCUGCUCUCCUGGCCAGUUUCAGUGUGACACCAGGCAAUGUGUGCCCAUGUCGGCACGGUGUGACAUCAAACAUGACUGCAAGGACUGGUCCGAUGAGUUGAACUGUGAGAAUUUUCAAUGUCCACCAAACACGAAAAAGUGUAAGUCGGGACAGUGUGUAGCUGCAGAGUUCUGGUGUGAUUACACCCGUGAUUGUCCAGAUGGUAGCGAUGAACGUGGCUGUGAACCACGAACAUGCAAAGAGAAUGAAUUCACCUGCAACAGUGGCCAGUGUAUCAACUUCAGCAUGUUAUGUUAUCACGAUCGUAGCCAGGCUCGCCAAGGCUGUGCAGACAACUCACAUCUAUUUAAUUGCUCAAAUCAUACAUGCCCAGCAGGACAAAUGAAGUGCCACUUUCCCUGCCCCCUGAACUCAGAAGUCUGCGUCUGUAGAGGUGAUGAGAUGAACUGUGAGAAGAAGCAGCUGGUGACCAUUCCACCACAGAUUGAAAUGGAGCACUAUUCCAAGUUGCGAUUCAGAAGCAACAAGCUCCGACUGACGAAUCAUACAUUUGAUGAUCAGUGUUAUGACAAAGUCACAUAUCUUGACUUAAGUAACAACUCCUUGACAGAGAUUCCUGUUCAUAUUUUUGACACAAUGUGGCAACUGACAUAUUUGCACCUUGGAGACAACAAUUUGACCAUCCUAAAAAAUGGAACAUUUCAUCGUUUGUCUAUGUUGAGACAGCU